Messenger RNA from Lontra canadensis (Northern American river otter), 3440 nucleotides. It is a transcript of the gene NTRK3, whose product is annotated as neurotrophic receptor tyrosine kinase 3. Gene Ontology annotation, biological process: multicellular organism development; regulation of phosphatidylinositol 3-kinase/protein kinase B signal transduction; cell surface receptor protein tyrosine kinase signaling pathway. The coding region runs from base 729 to 3278 and encodes 849 amino acids. Gene Ontology annotation, cellular component: axon; signaling receptor complex; plasma membrane. The record is from RefSeq and is a predicted model, not a curated record. Gene Ontology annotation, molecular function: neurotrophin binding; neurotrophin receptor activity; transmembrane receptor protein tyrosine kinase activity. The transcript is spliced from 18 exons. Lineage: Eukaryota; Metazoa; Chordata; Mammalia; Carnivora; Mustelidae.
GGAGGGGAGGAGGGAGAGGGAGAGAGGGAGGGAGCCGAGGAAGACGCUCCGAUAACCCGUGCGUUUCGUAAGGCUCUGAGCACUUGUACAUUUCUGCAGGCGCGCGGCGAGCCAUUCGCGGCGGCUGCUGCAGCUCCGACUGCAUCUUCCUCCUCCUCUUUCCCCCGGGCUCCGGGUGUGUGUAUGUGUGAGUGAGUGUGUGUGUGUGUGUGUGAGCGUGUGUGUGCUUUGCAGGUGUGUCCGUUUUAAUUCUGCCCAGUAGGUGGGACUUGGUGACUUUAGCACCAUAUUUUCCUUUUCCUUUUUUUUUUUUUUUUUUUUUUUUUUUUUUUUGCCUCCCCACCGUCUGUUGCAACCCUGCAAAGUCUCGGAGUCGGAGAGCGCGGCUCGCUUCCCGAGCCUCCGGACCCGGCGAGCCGGCGAGCGCCGAGCCGGCCACCAUGCCAGGCAAACCGCGCCACUAGGCGCUCCCCGCGGCUCCCACCCGGCGGCGGCGGCGGCGGCGGCGGCGGCGGCAGCGGCGGCGGCGGCGGCGGCGGCGGCCGCGAUGGUUUCAGACGCUGAAGGAUUUUGCAUCUGAUCGCACGGCGUUUCAAAGGCAGAGGCCCCCCCUCCCCCUUCCCCCCUCCCUCGCCGUCUUUGUUUCCUUCCCCCCCAGCUCUCCCCACUCCCCCCACCCCACCCCCCUCUCCUCUCCUCCUCCUCUUUUUUAGAAGCCGCGAUCGGAGAUGGAUGUCUCUCUUUGCCCAGCCAAGUGUAGUUUCUGGCGGAUUUUCUUGCUGGGAAGCGUCUGGCUGGACUAUGUGGGCUCCGUGCUGGCUUGCCCUGCAAAUUGUGUCUGCAGCAAGACUGAGAUCAAUUGCCGGCGGCCGGACGAUGGGAACCUCUUCCCCCUCCUGGAGGGGCAGGAUUCAGGGAACAGCAAUGGGAACGCCAGCAUCAACAUCACGGACAUCUCAAGGAAUAUCACUUCCAUACACAUAGAGAACUGGCGAGGUUUGCACACGCUGAAUGCUGUGGACAUGGAGCUCUACACCGGCCUCCAAAAGCUGACCAUCAAGAACUCAGGACUUCGGAGCAUCCAGCCCAGAGCCUUUGCCAAGAACCCCCACUUGCGCUACAUAAACCUGUCGAGUAACCGGCUCACCACACUCUCAUGGCAGCUCUUCCAGACGCUGAGUCUUCGGGAAUUGAGACUGGAGCAGAACUUCUUCAACUGCAGCUGUGACAUCCGCUGGAUGCAGCUGUGGCAGGAGCAGGGGGAGGCCAAGCUCAACAGCCAGCACCUCUACUGCAUCGGUGCCGACGGCUCGCAGCUGCCCCUCUUCCGCAUGAACAUCAGCCAGUGCGACCUUCCUGAGAUCAGUGUGAGCCACGUGAACCUGACCGUUCGAGAGGGCGACAAUGCUGUCAUCACGUGCAAUGGCUCUGGAUCCCCUCUGCCCGACGUAGACUGGAUAGUCACGGGACUGCAGUCCAUCAACACCCACCAGACAAAUCUGAACUGGACCAACGUACACGCCAUCAACCUGACCCUGGUCAAUGUGACAAGCGAGGACAAUGGCUUCACCCUGACAUGCAUCGCAGAGAACGUGGUGGGCAUGAGCAACGCCAGUGUGGCCCUCACCGUGCACUACCCCCCACGCGUGGUGAGCCUAGAGGAGCCGGAGCUGCGUCUGGAGCACUGCAUCGAGUUCGUGGUGCGGGGUAACCCGCCGCCCACGCUGCACUGGUUGCACAAUGGGCAGCCGCUGCGGGAGUCCAAGAUCACGCAUGUGGAGUACUACCAGGAGGGCGAGGUGUCCGAGGGCUGCCUGCUCUUCAACAAGCCUACACACUACAACAACGGCAACUACACCCUCAUCGCCAAAAACCCGCUGGGCACAGCCAACCAGACCAUCAACGGCCACUUCCUCAAGGAGCCCUUCCCAGAGAGCACGGAUAACUUUGUCUCCAUCUACGACGUGAGCCCCACACCCAUCACGGUGACCCACAAACCGGAGGAAGACACUUUUGGGGUGUCCAUCGCCGUGGGACUUGCUGCUUUUGCCUGCGUCCUGUUGGUGGUUCUCUUCAUCAUGAUCAACAAGUACGGUCGGCGGUCCAAAUUUGGAAUGAAGGGGCCUGUGGCUGUCAUCAGUGGUGAGGAGGACUCAGCCAGCCCGCUGCACCACAUCAACCAUGGCAUCACCACGCCCUCCUCGUUGGACGCCGGGCCGGACACGGUGGUCAUCGGCAUGACCCGUAUCCCGGUCAUUGAGAAUCCCCAGUACUUCCGUCAGGGACACAACUGCCACAAGCCAGACACGUACGUGCAGCACAUUAAGAGAAGGGACAUCGUGCUGAAGCGGGAACUGGGCGAGGGAGCCUUUGGGAAGGUCUUCCUUGCCGAGUGCUACAACCUCAGCCCGACCAAGGACAAGAUGCUCGUGGCUGUGAAGGCCCUGAAGGAUCCCACCCUGGCUGCCCGGAAGGAUUUCCAGAGGGAGGCUGAGUUGCUCACCAACCUGCAGCACGAACACAUCGUCAAGUUCUACGGGGUGUGUGGUGAUGGGGACCCGCUCAUCAUGGUCUUUGAGUACAUGAAGCAUGGAGACCUGAACAAGUUCCUUAGGGCCCAUGGGCCAGAUGCUAUGAUCCUUGUGGAUGGGCAGCCACGCCAGGCGAAAGGUGAGCUGGGGCUCUCCCAAAUGCUCCACAUCGCCAGUCAGAUCGCCUCAGGCAUGGUGUACCUGGCCUCCCAGCACUUCGUACACCGGGACCUGGCCACCAGGAACUGCCUGGUUGGAGCCAAUCUGCUGGUGAAGAUCGGGGACUUCGGCAUGUCCAGAGAUGUCUACAGCACUGAUUACUACAGGGAAGGGCCAUGCCAGAAGGGCCCGAUCAGCGUGUCAUGGCAGCGCCAGAGGCUAGCAGCGCCGGCAGCUUCCACAGUGGGAGGACACACCAUGCUUCCCAUCCGCUGGAUGCCCCCUGAAAGCAUCAUGUACCGGAAGUUCACUACGGAGAGUGAUGUGUGGAGCUUCGGGGUGAUCCUUUGGGAGAUCUUCACCUAUGGAAAGCAGCCAUGGUUCCAGCUCUCGAACACAGAGGUCAUCGAGUGCAUCACCCAAGGUCGUGUGCUGGAGCGGCCCCGGGUCUGCCCCAAAGAGGUGUAUGACGUCAUGCUGGGGUGCUGGCAGAGGGAGCCCCAGCAGCGGCUGAACAUCAAGGAGAUCUACAAAGUCCUCCAUGCUUUGGGGAAGGCCGCCCCCAUCUACCUGGACAUCCUUGGCUAGCGGCAGCUGGUGGUCACGGAUGCGUACUCUGUGGCCUCCCUCUCCUGGCCUCACAUCGCCCCUCGUCCGCCUCACACUCCUUUCUUCCAUCCUGACCGAAGCGAACAUCUUCAUAUAAACUCAAGUGCCUGCUACACAUACAACACUGAAAAAAAAAAAAAA